AUGGGGCACGGCCACGAGCAUGGCAAAAUGGAACUUCCGGACUAUAAGCAGUGGAAGAUAGAGGGGACUCCCUUACAGACUGUCCAGGAGCGGUUGGCCCGGCGGGGCCUCAGGGAUCCGUGGCUUCGCAAUGAAGCGUGGAGGUUCUCCGGAGGCUAUGCCAAGCCUGUCACUUUAAUGGACGUUCUCGGCAAAGGAUUCAAAUGGGGAUUUGUAGCCUUCGUGAUCUCUCUUGGGGUGGAGUACGCGUUUUUCCCUCCAAAGAAAGACGGGGGACAUCACUGAAGAUUGGAACAUCCGUCUUU
Euleptes europaea (tarantolino) is the source of this 305-nucleotide messenger RNA. It is a transcript of the gene NDUFB3, whose product is annotated as NADH:ubiquinone oxidoreductase subunit B3. Gene Ontology annotation, cellular component: mitochondrion. Gene Ontology annotation, biological process: electron transport chain; mitochondrial respiratory chain complex I assembly. NCBI's taxonomy places the organism in Eukaryota, Metazoa, Chordata, Lepidosauria, Squamata, Sphaerodactylidae. Bases 1 to 285 code for a protein of 94 amino acids. The record is from RefSeq and is a predicted model, not a curated record. The transcript is spliced from 2 exons.